AGCUUAGAGCAUAGGGGUGAAGGAAAGAGAAAGGGAUCAUUGUGCAUUGUUUAGAUAGAGACGGAAAUGAAAGAGAUGCAUAUACCGCUGCUGCUCUAGUUACAAUUCAAAUGUCAAAAUGGCGGUUAAGCAUUAAUGGUUUAAGAAGUGUACUUGGGAGUGUUUGUGGCUUCAAAGAGAAAUUGCCUUUCAUGUAUUAAUUGAGAUUCGAAUCUUGUUAGAGCAAUAUCGUAUUAGUAGCUAGUAAUGUACCUCCUACCGUCCACCGCUUCCAGUGCAUAUAUCUUGGGAAACUUUGGAUAAGCUUGUUCUAAGCAUAGUGUUUAAUAUUGCAUUUUGGUUCGUGGUGCUCCUUUAUAGACAUAGCUGAGUAUUCUGGCAUCCAUAUCUAUCACCAUUGAGGUUGAAUUUAUAGGGGUUGUGGUCUAAUUUGCUAUGGACCAAUCAAACGAUGAGAAUUGUAUUCAGUUCGCUUCUCCUGAAUAUCCAAAUACAGAAUUUCGACCUGAACCUCAGGUUUUUACAUUGGACCCUCCUGAUCAUUUACAUCAUAAUUUAAAGGCUCCAAAUGAUAAUCAUUCCGAGGCUAAGCCUGUGCUUAAUUUCUCUUUACAAACAGGAGAAGAAUUUGUACUCGAGUUCAUGCGUGAUCGUGUUAAUCCCGGGAAAAAUUAUGUUCCCAGUACUUCAGGUGAUCCUAGUUUCCCGCAAGGUUACUUGGAGCUAAAAGGCAUCUUAGGCAUCAGUCAUACUGGAUCUGAAGGUGGUUCAGACACUUCCAUGCCAGCGAUGGUUGAAAAAGGUCCCAAAGAAUUUGAGAAACAGAACUUUUCUUUACAUGAUCACAAAAAUUACAAUGGGUCAGUGCAAUCAGUGCAACAAAAGUCAUCGGAUUACAACAGUUUUGGCCCUCUUUUGUAUACCUCAUCUGGAACAUGUGAUGAUUCAGUGGCAAAGCUUAAGGCAAUGUGUAGCUUCGGUGGUAAGAUAUUACCUCGGCCUAGUGAUGGGAAGCUCAGGUAUGUUGGUGGUGAAACACGGGUUAUCCGCAUCAGGAAGGACAUUACAUGGAAAGUAUUGUGGCAGAAAGCUGUAGCAAUAUAUGAUCUAACUCAUAUUGUAAAAUAUCAACUACCUGGGGAGGAUCUUGAUGCUUUAGUUACUGUAUCCUGCGAUGAGGAUUUGCAGAAUAUGUUGGAGGAGUGCAAUGUCCUAGAAGAUGGAGAUACUUCAAAAAAGCUUAGGAUUUUCUUGUUUUCCAUCUCUGACUUGGAUAAUGCUCAUUCUAGUUUAACGAAUUCAGAUGCAGAUUCUGAGUUUCAGUAUGUAGUAGCCAUCAAUUCAUUGGAAACGGGAUCAAGAAAUAGCUCAACUUUGCAUUGUCUAGGUUCUUCUGCGAACAACUUAGCUGAGUUGGAUGGAAAUAACAUUGAGGACUCAGGUAGAUCUGUUAUGGGCUUUGUGGGUGCAAAUAACUUACCUUCAGCUGGUUUUGAUGACUCAUCAUCGAUUGCUAAAUCUGCUCAGCCUAAUGUACCUGGGGCCUCCAGUGCUUAUGAUACUGAUUUACGCUUUCAUUAUGGCCAGAUGGAAAAUUGUUAUGACAGUAAGCAGCAGCAGUUCCAAUGCGGUUAUAAUUCUAAUUCUCAUUUCUCAGCUGCUCAAAGUGCUACUCAGUGGUCCAAUGGUGUAGCGGACCCCCAUAUUGAAGGUCAAGUCUCCCAAACACGAGCAAAACAAUAUGGACCUGAUAUGUACAAUAAGGCUUUCGUUCCUGAGUCUGUCACCGUAGCGGUUGAUUCAACAGAUUUAAGCUUCUUUGAUCCUGCUCCACCAACUCAGAGGGGUUUCUGUUCUAUGCAAAUUCCAAGAGGGCAGGUAGAGUUGCUUAACAGGUUAUCAAAGUCGGACGAUUCACACAAUUCACAGUUUCUUGCAACUCAUGCACGUACUGAUAUUGCACAGCCAGAAAUUCUUAAAGAUUCCAUCGACAAAAUGCAAAAUCUGAACAUGAAUGAGCAGCUUGUUUCUACUCAGAAUUUGAAGCUGGUUAUUCCAAAUGCUGCAAAUAUGAAAAAUGACGUGCAUGUGGAUCAGGUUCACGUAGCUAAUCAGAAAACAGUAUGCACCGACAAUAAGUAUACAAACUUCUUAGUCAAGCGGAUGGAGGAUGAAGGAUCAAGGCCAAACCCACUGGCACAUGUGGAUGCUGACAACAACCAUGAAGAUGUCGGGGGUAUUCAUCUUGAAAUCCAUCAGGGUGAUAGGGCUGGCAGCAACUCUCAAGAGCAAUCUCAACCUCCAGAUUGGACGGGAAAUUACAAAAAGUGUGUUCUUCAAGGUGAACCAUCUGUUGUGUUACCCAGGUCUGAGCAAGGAGAUAUCUUGAUUGAUAUUAAUGACCGGUUCCCUCGUGAUAUCCUGUCUGAUAUAUUUGCAAAAGCUAUACUUUCUAAUAGUCCAUCCGAUAUUCCUCUAGUGCAGCAGGAUGGAGCUGGUAUGAGUUUAAACAUGCAAAAUGAGGAACCAAAACACUGGUCAUAUUUUCAAAAAUUGGCAGGUGAUGGAUUUGUUAGGAAAGAUAUUUCGCUAAUUGACCAAGAUCACAUUGCAUUCUCACCUGGUCUCCAAAAAGUUGAUGAAGAGCCUUCUUCAACAAUCAACUUGGAUCCGCAAAUAAAUAGUGUUGAGGAUAGUCCCACAGAGCUGUUUCAUGCACUUGGCAAAGUUGAUAGUCAAUUUCAAUUAGGGUUUGGUGCAACCCAAACAGAAGUUAGCGAGGACAUGCAUGAUGAUGAUAUGAUGGAUAAAUCUAGGGCGUUAGACAUCGAUUCUGAGGAUGGGUUUAAAAAUGUUGGACUGCCUCUAGGUCGUACACUUGCGGAAAUUGACAUCAACUCUCUGCAGAUCAUUAAGAAUGAAGACCUUGAGGAACUGAAAGAACUUGGUUCAGGCACAUUUGGCACAGUGUAUCAUGGAAAAUGGAGAGGAACAGAUGUUGCCAUUAAGCGGAUAAAGAAAAGUUGCUUCACUGGGCAAUUAUCGGAACUAGAGAGAUUGGCCAUAGAGUUCUGGAGAGAAGCUGAGAUUUUGUCAAAGCUUCACCACCCAAAUGUUGUGGCAUUUUAUGGUGUGGUGCAAGAUGGACCAGGAGGUACACUAGCUACUGUGGCAGAAUACAUGGCUGAUGGUUCGCUAAGACAUGUUUUGAUCCGCAAAGAUAGGCAUCUCGAUCGCCGUAAACGACUCAUAAUAGCAAUGGAUGCGGCAUUUGGUAUGGAGUACUUGCAUUCUAAGAAUAUUGUGCAUUUUGAUCUAAAAUGUGACAAUUUGCUGGUGAAUUUGAAAGAUCCAUCACGACCUAUCUGCAAGGUAGGUGAUUUUGGUUUAUCAAAGAUAAAGCGAAACACCUUGGUUUCUGGUGGUGUGAGAGGAACGCUACCAUGGAUGGCUCCAGAGUUGCUAAAUGGUAGCAGCAGCAAAGUUUCUGAAAAAGUCGACGUGUUUUCUUUUGGUAUUGUCCUGUGGGAGAUUCUCACUGGAGAGGAACCUUAUGCCAAUAUGCAUUAUGGAGCUAUUAUAGGAGGUAUUGUGAACAAUACUCUGAGGCCAACAAUUCCUGGCUACUGUGAUCCAGAAUGGAGGUGCUUGAUGGAGCAAUGCUGGGCCCCAAAUCCCGCAUCAAGGCCCUCUUUUACAGAAAUUGCUAGUCGAUUACGGUUAUUGUCUUCUGCUUUCCAGCACAAAACUACCGGUCACAAGGCAUCUAACUAAUAGCUGUCUACCUUCCACUUGUUUAUGUGGUAAAUUAAUUCAUUUUGUUGAAACAGCAGGCAUUAUGCUCAGGCAUUUAUAUAAACAAUUGCUCUACAUAUGAGGAUCACUUUUGUAUCAGGGAGAGCUACUUAUAUUUGCAUAUCCUGUUUGGGAAAAGCAAGAAAACAAGUCUUUUAUUCAUUCACAA
Molecule: messenger RNA, 3964 nt
Organism: Lycium ferocissimum
Lineage: Eukaryota; Viridiplantae; Streptophyta; Magnoliopsida; Solanales; Solanaceae
Exons: 9
Coding region: 436-3774 (1112 amino acids)
Biological process (GO): protein phosphorylation; signal transduction
Cellular component (GO): cytoplasm
Molecular function (GO): protein kinase activity; ATP binding; protein binding
Source: RefSeq, a predicted model, not a curated record